UAUAAAGACUUGACUUGUUUUUGACGACCGUAUUAUUUUGGUGGUAUCGAACUAAGAAGGACAUUAUCUGCAAUCAUGAAUUGGACGUUCGUUGUACCUUUGCUUGCGGUGGUUUUCACCGUUGCAAAUGCUGGCAUGAUGACUGGAGGUGUCAGUGACGCUGACAUGAAUGAUAAAUCUACGCAAGAUGCCUUACAAUUCGCAGUUGUGCAACACAACAAGAAAACCAACGACAUGUACGUCAGCCAGGUGGCUAAGGUCAUCAAGGUUCAGAAACAGGUUGUGGCUGGUAUCAAGUACAUCUUCACAGUGGAUAUGGCAAGGACCUCCUGCAGAAAAGGAGGUGCUGAGACCACGUGUGCAAUCCACGAGGACCCACAAGUGGCCCGGCCAUACCAGUGCAAAUUUGAAGUCUGGAGUCGUCCAUGGAUAAGUGACAUACAGGUGGUAAAGAAUGAAUGCGAGUAGAGGUGGCCCUCUUAAGGAUGCUGUUACUUCUUCUGAAAGCAGUAUCGUGUAGUUCCAUGCCUACAUGCAAUGGUCAUGCUUUUUUCUCCUUUUUUUCUUUUAGUAACGUUACAUUGUUUUAGCUGUCAAGUUCAUAAUCUACCAUUAGUAUUCAAACUAAGGCUUUGGCAAUGAAUUACAAAAAAACUGUAGAUGCAAUAAUGUAAACAAACCUUUUAAAUAAAUGCAUUUGACAUUG
Osmerus eperlanus (European smelt) is the source of this 706-nucleotide messenger RNA. It is a transcript of the gene cst3, whose product is annotated as cystatin C (amyloid angiopathy and cerebral hemorrhage). Gene Ontology annotation, cellular component: cytoplasm; vesicle. Lineage: Eukaryota; Metazoa; Chordata; Actinopteri; Osmeriformes; Osmeridae. The transcript is spliced from 3 exons. The coding region runs from base 76 to 468 and encodes 130 amino acids. Gene Ontology annotation, molecular function: cysteine-type endopeptidase inhibitor activity. The record is from RefSeq and is a predicted model, not a curated record.